Messenger RNA from Mus musculus (house mouse), 14080 nucleotides. RefSeq names its product immunoglobulin superfamily, member 10 (gene Igsf10). NCBI's taxonomy places the organism in Eukaryota, Metazoa, Chordata, Mammalia, Rodentia, Muridae. Bases 6578 to 13588 code for a protein of 2336 amino acids. The record is from RefSeq and is a predicted model, not a curated record. The transcript is spliced from 8 exons. Gene Ontology annotation, cellular component: extracellular region.
UUUCUUCUUCUUCUUUUUUUUUUUUUAACUGCUUAGGCCUGGAAUAAAAUACUUUGAUUUAGGGACUAAACUACAAUAUGGUAUAAUUGGCACAUCAAAUACUAUAAAGGAUUAUAAAUAAUAUCAGUGGCAAACAGAUGACAAGCAAUACAAAUUCUAUAGAGUGAUUUUUUUUCUUUCCUUUUAUGGGAAAUUUUCUUUAUUUACAUUACAAAUGUUACCCCUUUUCCCAGUUUUCCCUCCAGAAACCUCCUAUCCCACGCCCCCCCCCCAUUCUAUGAGGAUGUUCCCCCAUCCACCCACUCCUGCCUCCCCUCCAUGGCAUUCCCCUACACUGGGGCACUGAGCCUUCACAGGACCAAGGGCCUCUCCUCCUAUUGAUGCCAGACAAGGACAUCCUCUGUUACAUAUGCAGCUGGAGCCAUGGGUAACUCCACAAUUUGUGAAUUCAUUUGGAAUAACAAACAACCCAGGAUAGCAAAAACUGUUCUCAACAAUAAAAGCACGUCUGGGGGAAUCACCAUCCCUGACUGCAAGCUGUGUUACAGAGUAACAGUGAUAAAAACUGCAUGGUAUUGGUACAGAGACAGGCCGGUAGGCCAAUGGAAUAGAACUGAAGACCCAGAAAUGAACACAUACAUCUAUGGUCACCUCAUCUUUGACAAAGGAGGUAAAACAAUUCAGUGGAAAACACAUCAUUUUCAACAAAUAGUGCUGGCUCAACUGGAGGUCAGCAUGUAGAAGAAUGCAAAUUGAUCCAUUCUUAUCUCCUUGUACAAAGCUCAAGUCCAAGGGGAUCAAGGACCUCCACAUAAAACCGGAUACAGUGAAUCUAAUAGAAGAGAAGUGGGGAAGAGCCUUGAGCACAUGGGCACAGGGGAAAAUUUUCUCAAUAGAACACCAAUGGCAUAUGCACUCAGAUCAAGAAUUGACAAAUAGGCCCUCAUAAAAUUGCAAAGCUUCUGUAAGGCAAAGGACAUUUUCAAGAAGACAAAAAGGCAACCAACAGAGUGGGAAAAGAUCUUUACCAAUCCUACACAUGAUAGGGGGCUAAUAUCCAAUAUAUACAAAGAACUCAAGAGGUUAGACUCCAGAGAACCAAAUAACCCUAUUAAAAAUGGGGUAUAGAGAUAAACCAAGAAUUCUCAACUGAGGAAUACCAAAUGGCCGAGAAGUACCUAAAGAAAUGUUCAACAUCCUUGGUCAUCAGGGAAUUGCAAAUCAAAACAAUCCUGAGAUUCCACCUCACACCAGUCAGAAUGGCUAAGGUCAAAAAUUCAGGUGACAGCAGAUGCUGGUGAGGAUGUGGAGAAAGAGGAACACUCCUCCAUUGCUGGUGGGAUUACAAGCUGGAACAACCACUCUGGAAAUCAGUCUGGCGGUUCCUCAGAAAAUUGGGCAUAGUACUACCUGAGGACCCAGCUAUACCACUCCUAGGCAUAUAGGCAGAUGUUCCAACAUGUAAUAAGGACACAUGCUCCACUAUGUUCAUAGAAGCCUUAUUUGUAACAGCCAGAAUCUGGAAACAACCCAGAUGCCCCUCAACAGAGGAAUGGGUACAGAAAAUGUGGUACAUUUAUACAAUGGAAUACUACUCAACUAUUAAAAACAACGACUUCAUAAAAUUCUUAGGCAAAUGGAUGGAUCUGGAGGAUCUUGAGUGAGGUAACCCAAUCACAAAAGAACACUCAUGGUAUGCACUCACUGAUAAGUGGCUAUUUGUCUAUGGAGUGAUUUAAAAGGGAAGAAGACACAUAGCUUUUUGUGUGUAUAAUAUUAAGAUGGAAAUUUGCCAGUGCUGUUUGGCUUAUGAGUGAAUCUUGUUUCAGUGGAUUACCGGAAGAAAAUAAUAAGUGAACUGUAGGAAGAAGUAGUUAAUCAAGGUGACAAAGUAUCCUGACACAUUGGGAAAAGACCACAGUCCAGGAAACUGAGUCUUAAGGAUUCAUAUUAACUCCAGUUCCCCAUGUGCAGCUCUGAGACUUUGGCAGAUCAGACACUUAACUUCACCAGCUUCCUACACAGAGCAGUUACUAUCCUUGCACUUCACACAUGGAGUGUGACCAUUAAGCUGCACUGAAACAUGAGUCUGACUUGUUAAUAAUCUUAAAAUACAAAUUGUGUUGUAAAGUAUGUGACCAAAGAGCAUGGUCAUGCUAUUAACCUUUGAUGUUCUAUGGACUCUUAAUUUUAUGGUAGAAAUGUCAACAAGCUUGUGGAGGCUGGAAGAUACAAGGCUUAAGAGGAUGGCCUUUCAGUUUUGAAAGUAAUUCAGUAUGUGUUCUGGCAUCCCUUUUCCUAAAGCAAUUUAACCCCCCAAGUAGGCAUAAUUUUAAUGCUUACUUCAUCAGAAUAUGUCUAAUUGACUCUUCUAAAAAGACUUUGGUAUGCAUAGGAUCUAAAUGUAAAUGUGAUUUACUGACAUAAUAAAUAGGAGAAACUGAGCUAGAAUAGGUAUAAAAUAUGUGCUGGCUUUCUAAUAGGUCUUAUAGGUUAUAUAAGAGGUGGGAAAGGAAUAUUUGAAACAUCUAGAAGUAAAAUGAUCCUGAGUAGCGAUCCUGGGAAAAUACGUACUCUAACACACUGCAAUCAUCUCUCUGUGGUUUGCUGGAGCUGAGGUCUGGAAGGCUCGACCUUGGUUAGAAAUAACCUACCGAAUACAGAGCUAUGACGUUAGUCUGGAAGGAGCUUUGGAAGAAUGACAAGCUGUAGCUGCCCAGAACAUACUAGAUGCCAUAUUUCCAAGGCAAGUGUCCACAUGCGGACAUCUUAAGAAUAUGGUUGUCUCUGCAGUGCUAAGGACCUUGUUCGUGCCACACAGGUCUCCAGGGUUAGUGCUAACUCUGACUGCUUGACUCUUUAAUUCUACCUUGAUCAUUAAUGACUAGAAAUCACUUGGUGAUUAGCAACUGGAUAUGGAAUAUUACUAAUUUGUACCCAAGCCAGGCCACCUCAGCUUUGGCAGCUCCAUUCAUUCUGUGGAGCCCAGUCACGUGGGUUUGAAUCAACUGUACUGUUUCUACUUACAAGACGCAUUACCUGAGAUGAGUCAUUUUUCUUCACAAGUCUUUUUAGAAGAGUCAAUUAGACAUAUUCUGAUGAAGUAAGCAUAUAAAGUGAGAGCAGCAUGAAUGUGUUCCAUGUAUGCUCAUGGAUGCUAUUAUAAUGUGGAAAUAAACUGACUUUAAAAAAAAAAGCUUAUGAUACUUGUCACAGAGUAAAUCUUCCAUAAAUAUCAUCUGCAUUUAUAAAUUAUUUUCAUAAUCCAUCAAUUAAAAACCUUUAGAAAUUUUGUUAACACAAAGAUCCCUAGGCCCCUGCCCUAGGAUGGUCUGUAUGGUGGGCCUGAGAGAUGGAGCUUAAGAACUUACUUGCUCCAGGAGCACAUCUUCAGAACAUCUGCCUCAAAACAUUUAUCCCAAAUGCUCAUCAAAGGCUCACUCACAUGUGCUUCAACCACAGGGAUUAAACAGUCAUUUUAGUCACAUUUCUCAAACGGUGGAAGCCUGCUAGAGGAACAGGAUGUAUCAGGAUAACAUCCAACCUUACAAAAGGAUGUCAUAACCCUCACCACAACAAACAACAACGACAACAAACCCAUAAAAAUUAUCACGGCAAAUGAACUAAGCCAUAUGCAGAAAAAGUAUUAUAUGUUCUCAUUGUGGGGUGUUUUUCCUUAAUAGUCAAAUAUGCAGAAUAUAGACAAAGAUGGUUUAUGCAAGUGGGGAUGGCGAAGGAUACUUGUAGAUUAGAGGACACAAAGCAACAACUACAGAGUGAAGUAAUCCAGAGACUUAAUGUAUAAUAUGAGGACUGUAUUUAAUAAUUCUAUUUAAGAUACACAGCAAACGAGUGUAUCUUACUAACACACACACUUACAUAGAGAGAAUAAAGUGAUAGAUACGUUUGUUUUAUCUUCAUGUAGCUGAUAAUUUCAUAUUGUACACCUCAAACAUAGAUAACCAACAAAGAGGAAGAGGAUAGGUGCCUCUCCCAGGGCGGAAGAGUACAUUCGAAAGUCAGACACCAUUGUGUAGAUGUACCACAUGGAGGAGCUAGAGAAAGUAGCCAAGGAGCUAAAGGGAUCUGCAACCCUAUAGGUGGAACAACAUUAUGAGCUAACCAGUACCCCGGAGCUCUUGACUCUAGCUGCAUAUAUAUCAAAAGAUGGCCUAAUCGGCCAUCACUGGAAAGAGAGGCCCAUUGGACUUGCAAACUUUAUAUGCCCCAGUACAGGGGAAUACCAGGGCCAAAAAGGGGGAGUGGGUGGGCAGGGGAGUGGGGGUGGGUGGAUAUGGGGGACUUUUGGUAUAGCAUUGGAAAUGUAAAUGAGUUAAAUACCUAAUAAAAAAUGGAAAAAAAAAAAAAAAAAAAAAAAAAAAGAAAGUCAGACACCUCACUUCACUGCUAUCUCAACUUGCAAACAGAAGGGGAGUCACAAACCCAGGACAAACCACAGUGAUUGAAGCGUCUUUGAAUGUUAUUGCUGUUGUUGUUACCACCAUCAUUAGCAUAUAUUCAUUGUGAAGACUUACGGGGUCUAUGACAUGUUUUUUUAUUCAAGUAUAUCACAUGCUGUCAGCAUAUUUGGCACCACUACCAGCCCCAGCCCCCUCUGCCCCGCCCCCAACACACACACACACACACACACACACACACACACACACACACACACACACACACACACACACCUUUACCUUCUCCUGGGCAUCAUCUGCUCACUCACCCACCCAAGCUUAAUCCUUUUCCUUCCCUGCAAUAGUACCUCUCCUAUUUUUAUGUCUAGGUUCCCCCUCCCCCUGUUAGGAGAUGGGAGAGGUCACGAAAGGAAAGAAUUUGUAGCCCCUGAGCCAGCCCGGGCCACAGAGCCUGCCACCAGACAGGAAAAGCCCAGGGCUUACCAGCACAGGAGGAGCAAACUCGCAGGCGAGCCUGGGUUGGCGCUGGUGGUCCCGGGUCGAUGGCCCGCCCAUUCCCAGAAGCCGAGGCUAUAGCUGCGUCACCUGCCCCGCCCUCCUCCCGAGUGAAGACCCCUAGAGGCUGAGCAGACCCCAAAGGCGGUGCAAUUCCAUUGGCCCAAGGCAGAGGUGAGCGGCUGCUAAUCCCCUCGGGAAGUGAAGGGACCCAGAGAGUCUGGUAGAUGUGGGAGCUGGGGUUCAGGGCGAGACAGAGGGUGGGAUGGGCAGAAGGGUCCAGGAAAAGGAAAGUACUGGAGGGGAGUUGGGACAAAAGCAGCGACCAAGGGAACAUCGCUUCAGUGACUGAAGCCAGGCAAAAGGAGCGGGAAGGAUUAUAUGUAGCCUGGGACGCUUUCAUAAACACUGAUGACGUGUUUGUGCAAAGCAAGCAAUUUGAGGAGAAACGCCUGGGACGUCGGAAAGAAGGAGUGAUCGAUUAGUACUUGUAAGUUUAGGUGAGUUUGAGAACUAACUAACCUAUACUAUUGAGGGAGAAGGAAGAGCAUUCCAGCAGCAGCAGCAGCAGCAGCAAUCAGAUAAAGGAAAGCUUUGGUUAGUUUGGAAAUGUAUGAUACCAUUAAAAUAACAGAAGCGCCUCCAGUUCUCUGAAGAGUCAGUCCCCCAGCUAGUGAAGACUAAGCCUACUAAGCCUUUUGCUCCCGUUGGAAGCAAAGAACGUUCCUUCAAUCAGGUGAAGGCUCUCCUCAGAAGAUUUCCUGUCUCUGCUUAUGUUACAAGAGGAUUCAAAAGCAAGACAGAAGAGCUCAGGAUGCAGAAGAGAGGCAGGGAAGUCAGCUGCUUGCUGAUCUCCCUCACUGCCAUCUGCCUGGUGGUCACCCCUGGGAGCAGGGUCUGUCCUCGCCGAUGUGCCUGCUAUGUGCCCACAGAGGUGCACUGUACAUUUCGGUACCUGACCUCCAUCCCAGACGGCAUCCCAGCCAAUGUGGAACGAGUCAAUUUAGGGUAUAACAGCCUCACUAGAUUGACAGAAAAUGACUUUUCUGGCCUGAGCAGACUGGAGUUACUCAUGCUGCACAGCAAUGGCAUUCACAGAGUCAGUGACAAGACCUUCUCGGGCUUGCAGUCCUUGCAGGUCUUAAAAAUGAGCUAUAACAAAGUCCAAAUAAUUGAGAAGGAUACUUUGUAUGGACUCAGGAGCUUGACCCGGUUGCACCUGGAUCACAACAACAUUGAGUUUAUCAACCCCGAGGCGUUUUACGGACUCACCUUGCUCCGCUUGGUACAUCUAGAAGGAAACCGGCUGACAAAGCUCCAUCCAGACACAUUUGUCUCUUUGAGCUAUCUCCAGAUAUUUAAAACCUCCUUCAUUAAGUACCUGUACUUGUCUGAUAACUUCCUGACCUCCCUCCCAAAAGAAAUGGUCUCCUCUAUGCCAAACCUAGAAAGCCUUUACUUGCAUGGAAACCCAUGGACCUGUGACUGCCAUUUAAAGUGGUUGUCCGAGUGGAUGCAGGGAAACCCAGGAAUCUGACAUACAGAUCAACCAACAGAGCUUACUGUCCUGUGGGAAGGCAAGCAUUCAAACAAGACAUUCCAAUGAUAUAAUAAAAUGCAAGAAGGAAAGAAUCCCCUCCAGUCCUCAGCAGUGUCCCCUUUGCAUGAACCCCAGGAUCUCUAAAGGCAGAUCUAUUGCUAUGGUUCCAUCUGGCUCGUUCCUGUGUACAAAGCCAACCAUUGAUCCAUCACUGAAGUCAAAAAGCCUGGGUAUUCAGGAGGACAAUGGAUCUGCCUCCGUCUCACCUCAAGAUUUCAUAGAACCUUUUGGCUCCUUGUCUUUGAACAUGACAGACCUGUCUGGAAAUAAGGCCAAUGUGAUCUGUAGUAUCCAAAAGCCUUCUAGGACAUUACCAAUUGCAUUCACUGAAGAAAAUGACUACAUCAUGCUAAAUAUGUCAUUUUCAACAAAUCUUGUGUGCAGUGUCAAUUAUAAUCACAUCCAGCCAGUGUGGCAACUCCUGGCUUUGUACAGUGACUCUCCUCUGAUAUUAGAAAGGAAGCCCCAGCAUACUGAGACUCCACUGCUGUCUCCCAAAUAUCAACAGGUGGCUCUUAGGCCUGAAGACACUUUUACCAACAUAGAGGCUGAUUUCAAAGCAGAUCCUUUUUGGUUCCAACAAGAAAAAAUUUCCCUGCAGCUCAACAGAACUGCUACCACACUUAGCACAUUACAGAUCCAAUUUUCCACGGAUGCUCAAAUCACUUUACCAAAGGCAGAGAUGAGACCGGUGAAACGCAAAUGGACCAUGAUUCUGAUGAUGAACAAUACCAGACUGGAACAUACUGUUUUGGUUGGCGGCACUAUUGCCCUGGACUGUCCGGGCAAAGGUGACCCUUCACCUCACUUGGAAUGGGUUUUAGCUGAUGGGAGUAAAGUGAGAGCCCCUUAUGUUAGUGAGGAUGGGCGAAUCCUAAUAGACAAAAAGGGGAAGUUGGAACUCCAGAUGGCUGAUACCUUUGAUGCAGGUCUUUACCAUUGCAUAAGCACCAAUGAUGCUGAUGCAGAUAUUCUCACAUACAGGAUAACUGUGGUAGAGCCCUAUGUAGAAAACAAGCAUGAAAAUGGAGCUCUGCACACAGUAAUUAUGGGUGAGAUACUCGAUCUUCCAUGCCUUUCCACUGGUAUUCCAGAUGCUUCUAUUAGCUGGAUUCUUCCCCGGAACACUGUGUUCUCUCAGUCAUCAAGAGACAUGCAAAUUCUUAACAAUGGGACCUUAAGAAUAUUACAGGCUACACCAAAAGAUCAAGGCCAUUACCGAUGUGUAGCAGCCAACCCAUCAGGGGCUGAUUUUUCCAGUUUUCAAGUUUCAGUCCAAAUGAAAGGUCAAAGGACAAUUGAGCAUGACAGGGACAUAGAUGGAUCUGGACUUGAAGAACCCAAGCCCAGUGUUCUCCUUAAGCAGCCACCAUCUUUGAAACUCCCUGCAUCAUCUUUGACAGGGACAGAGGCUGGAAAACAAGUCUCUGGGAUACAUAAGAAAAACAAACAUAGAGACUUAACACAUCGACGGCGUGGGGAUUCCACUCUCCGGAGAUUCAGGGAACACAGGAGGCAGCUCCCUCUCUCUGCUCGGAGAAUUGACCCCCAACACUGGGCAGCACUUUUAGAAAAAGCAAAGAAGAAUUCUGUUCUAAGGAAGCAAGAAAAUACCACAGUAAAGCCAACGCCACUGGCUAUUCCACUUGUGGAACUCGCUGGGGAGGAAAAAGACGCCUCCGGCCUGACUCCUCCAGAUGAAGAAUUCACGGUUCUGAAAACUAAGGCUUUUGGUGUCCCAGAAAGGUCACCAACUGCUGACUCUAGACCAGUAAAUCAUGGCUUUGUGACAAGUUCAGCUUCUGGCACAGAAGUCUCCUCCACCGUGAAUCCGCAAACACUACUACCCACGCACCUUCCUGAUUUCAAAUUAUUUAAUGUUGUGGACAGUGCAGCUGUGUCAAAGAGUAUGAACCGACCUGUAACAAGCAAGAUAGAAGAUACAACACAUCAAAACCCAAUCAUUAUCUUUCCAUCAGUAGCUGAAAUUCAAGAUUCUGCUCAGGUGGGGAGAACGUCUUCCCAAAGUGCACACCCCGCAACAGGGGGAGCCAUGGCUACCUAUGGCUAUACCACCAUGCUUAGUAGCUUCACCAACAAAGCCAAUACAGUCCUGCAGUCAGCAAAUCCAACAGAAAGUUAUGGACCUCAGAUACCUUUAACAGAAGUAAGUAGAGUUAGCAGUAAUAACUCCUUGGCUCACACUACUAAAGAUCCAGGCUUCUCCAAGCGCCCUUCAGAUUCCCACACCACUGCCCCUUCUUUAUUUCAAACUCCUAGAAACAACAGUACAGGUAACGUGGGAAGAGAGAGGACAAUUUGGAGCAGAGGGCGAGCUAUAAGUCCAUAUAGAACUCCAGUUCUCCGUCGGCAUAGACACAGGAUUGUGAGGCCAGCACUCAAGGGACCUGCUAACAGAAAUAUAAGUCAAGUUUCAGCCACGGAGCCCCCUGGGAUGUGCCGAACCUGUUCUUCCACAGAAAGGCUCACCAUGGCUACGGCAGCACUGUCAGUUACAGGCUCAUCCCACACUACCCUCCCCAAAGCUAACAAUGUUGGGAUUAUUUCAGAAGAGUCUACCACUGUGGUCAAGAAGCCAUCUUUACUAUUGAAGAACAAACAAGAUGUAGAUAUAGAGACAAUAACAACCACUAUAAACUAUUUCAGAAGUGAAAGUACCCACAUGACUCCCACUGAAGCAAGCAUGAUUUCUGCUCCAACAUCCAUAUCCCUGGGAAAAACUCCUAUAGACACUAGUGGUCACCUGAGCAUGCCUAGGACCAUCCAAGCUGGAACAGAUUUAGUGGUGACACCACCACUUUCCAGUCCACUUAGCCAACCCUCAAUACCAACAAAAGCAACAAGCACAAAACUCUCAAGAAGAAAAAUUCCCUGGCACCCAAUCUUUGCAAAUAACCAUAACAAAGAGGGGAUGCUAAAGAAUCUGCAUCAGUUUGGUUUACAAAAGAACACAGCCACUAAGCCUCCUGAAAAAGCUCCUCUUUUACCCACAGAUCAUGGUUCCUCCUCACCUUCUACAACACUCUUGGCAAGUCUGACGCCAGCUCAGUCUGCAACAAUGGCUGCCACUCGGCGCAAUGGCACUGAAGUGCAAGGUGCCAGAAGUCUCUCUGCAGGGAAAGAGCAGCCCUUCAUCAACUCCUUCCUAGUGCUUCCUAGCACCACAAGAAAGAGAUCUAGUACAUUAAGCUUCCUGUCAGUGGAAACCCCCACAGUGACAACUCCUCCUGUUAUUGCAUCUGCCAUUAUCUCUGAAACCCAAGAAGUACGAUCCAAAAAAGCAAAAGACCAAACAAAGGGGUCUCUGAAGAACAGGAAAGGCCCAACCAUCACCCCCAGGCAGAUUUCUGGCUAUAGCACAUACUCAGUUCCAACAACAACUGAUACUCCCUUGGCUUUCAGUCAUUCCCCGGGAAAAGUCACUGGUAGGACUGUAAGUACAGCUGCUCCUCACUCAGCAGCUUCUCUCCUGGGCAUAACUGAACUGCCCCAGAAAUGCACUCAUACUUCGGGAAAUAUAACAGCUUCGGAAACAACUCUGUUGAGCAAAUCACAGGAGAGCACCGCAAUGAAAAGAGCCUCCGCCACACCACCACUCCUCAGCAGUGGGGCACCCCGAAUGCCUACUCCUUCCCCUCCUCCCUUCACUAAGGUUGUGGUUACAGACAGUGAGGUCCCAGCAGUUUUCAAGAUGAUGUCAAAUAGGAUGGUCACCAUAUAUGAAUCUUCAAGGCACGAUAUAGAUCUGCAGCAACCCUCAGCAGAGGCUAGCCCCAAUCCUGAGAUCUUAACUGGAUCCACUGACUUUCCCCUCUCUAGUCUGUUGACCUCCACUCCUAUGCCAGCACCAAGAGUGGAUAAACCACAGGAUUCUCAAUGGAAGCCUUCUCCCUGGCCAGAAAACAAAUUUCAGCUCAGGUCAUACUCAGAAACCAUUGAAAAGGGCAAAAGGCCAGAAAUAAGCCUGUCACCCCACCUCAGCUUUCCAGAGGCCAGCACUCAUGCCUUGCAUUGGAAUGCACAGAGGCAUGCAGAAAAGAGUGUCUUUGAUAAGAAACCUGCUCAAAACCCAACUUCCAAACACCUGCCCUAUGACUCUCUGCCUAAGACUAUAUUGAAGAAACCAAGAAUAAUUGGAGGAAAGGCUGCAAGCUUUACUGUUCCAACUAAUUCAGAUGUCCUUCUUCCUUGCGAGGCUGUUGGAGACCCAAAGCCCACCAUCCACUGGACCAGAGUCUCAUCAGGACGUGAAAUAUCCCGAGGGAUACAGAAAACCCGGUUUCAUGUGCUUCCCAAUGGCACCUUGUCCAUCCAGAGGGUCAGCAUUCAGGACCGUGGACAGUACCUGUGCGCUGCCUCUAAUCCACUAGGUGUAGACCACCUUCAUGUCACUCUGUCUGUGGUCUCCUACCCUGCUAGGAUUCUGGAGAGUCAUGUCAAGGAGAUCACAGCUCAUUCCGGAAGUACUGUGAAACUUAAGUGUAGAGUAGAAGGUAUGCCAAGACCUACAAUUUCCUGGAUACUCGCAAACCAAACAGUGGUCUCGGAAACACCCGAGGGAAGCCGGAAGGUCUGGGUGACACCCGAUGGAACGUUGAUCAUCCAUAAUUUGAGUCUUUAUGACCGUGGUUUUUACAAGUGUGUAGCCAACAACCCAUCUGGCCAGGAUUCACUGUUGGUUAAGAUACAAGUCAUCACAGCUCCCCCUGUUAUUAUAGAGCAAAAGAGACAAGCCAUCGUUGGCGUUUUAGGUGAAAGUUUGAAACUGCCCUGCACUGCAAAGGGAACUCCCCAGCCCAGUGUUCAUUGGGUCCUCUAUGAUGGGACUGAACUAAAACCACUGCAGUUGACUCAUUCCAGGUUUUUCUUGUAUCCAAAUGGGACCCUGUAUAUAAGAAACAUCGUUUCUUCAGUCAGGGGCACUUAUGAAUGCAUUGCUACCAGCUCCUCGGGCUCAGAGAGAAGGGUAGUGAUUCUAAGAGUAGAAGAGCAAGAGACAGUUCCCAGGAUAGAAACUGCCUCGCAGAAAUGGACAGAGGUGAAUUUGGGUGAGAAAUUACUACUGAACUGCUCAGCUACUGGGGAUCCGAAACCUACAAUAAUCUGGAAGUUACCAUCCAAGGUUGUCAUUGACCAGUGGCACAGAAUGGGCAGCCGGAUCCAUGUCUACCCAAAUGGCUCCUUGGUUAUUGGAUCGGUGACAGAAAAGGAUGGUGGUGACUACUUAUGUGUGGCAAGAAACAAAAUGGGAGAUGACCUGGUCCUGAUGCAUGUCCGCCUAAGACUGACACCUGCCAAAAUUGAACACAAGCAGCAUUUUAAGAAGCAAGUACUCCAUGGGAAAGAUUUCCAAGUUGACUGCAAGGCUUCUGGCUCCCCUGUGCCUGAGGUAUCCUGGAGUUUGCCUGAUGGAACAGUGGUGAACAAUGUAGCACAAGCUGAUGACAGUGGCUACAGGACCAAGAGGUACACCCUCUUCCACAACGGAACCUUGUAUUUCAACAAAGUUGGGAUGGCAGAGGAAGGAGAUUAUAUUUGCUCUGCUCAGAACACCUUAGGGAAAGAUGAAAUGAAAGUUCACCUAACAGUUCUAACAGCCAUCCCACGGAUAAGGCAAAACUACAGGAGCAAUGUAAGGAUCAAGGCUGGAGACACAGCUGUCCUGGACUGUGAGGUCACUGGGGAACCCAAGCCAAAUGUAUUUUGGUUGCUGCCUUCCAACAAUGUCAUUUCAUUCUCCAAUGACAGGUUCAUAUUUCAUGCCAAUGGAACUUUGUCCAUCAAUAAAGUGAAACCGCUUGACUCUGGGAAGUAUGUGUGUGUAGCUCAAAAUCCUAGUGGGGAUGACACUAAGACAUACAAACUGGAUAUUGUCUCUAGGCCUCCAUUAAUCAAUGGUUUGUAUGCAAACAAAACUGUUAUUAAAGCCACAGCCAUUCAGCACUCCAAAAAACACUUGGACUGCAGAGCAGAUGGGGUCCCACCACCCCAGAUCACAUGGAUUAUGCCAGACAAUAUUUUCCUCACGGCUCCAUACUACGGAGGCAGAAUCACCGUGCAUCAAAAUGGAACCUUGGAAAUUCGGAACAUAAGGCUUUCUGAUUCUGCGGAUUUCACCUGUGUGGUUCGGAGCGAAGGAGGAGAGAGUGUGUUGGUGGUGCAGUUAAAAGUACUGGAAAUGCUGAGAAGACCAACAUUCAGAAACCCAUUCAAUGAAAAAGUAGUUGCCCAGGUUGGCAAGCCUGUAGCAAUGAACUGCUCUGUGGAUGGGAACCCAACACCUGAAAUUAUCUGGAUCUUACCUGAUGGCACACAAUUUGCUAAUGGGCCACAAAAUUCCCCAUAUCUGAUGGCAAGCAAUGGUUCUCUCAUUGUUUACAAAGCAACUCGGAACAAGUCAGGAAAGUAUCGCUGUACAGCAAGAAAUAAGGUUGGCUACAUCGAGAAACUCAUCCUGUUAGAAAUUGGACAGAAGCCAGUCAUUCUGACAUACGAACCGGGGAUGAUAAAGAGCGCCGGUGGGGAAUCGCUAUCCCUGCAUUGUGUGUCUGAUGGAAUCCCUAAGCCAAAUGUCAAAUGGACUACGCCAGGUGGCCUUGUAAUCGACAGACCUCAAGUCGGUGGAAAAUACAUAUUGCAUGAAAAUGGCACGUUGGUCAUCAAAGAAACAACAGCUCAUGACAGAGGAAAUUAUAUCUGUAAGGCUCAAAACAGCGUUGGCCAGGCAGUUAUUAGUGUUCCCGUGACGAUUGUGGCCUACCCUCCCCGAAUUAUAAACUACCUUCCCAGGAGCAUGCUCAGGAGGACAGGAGAGGCAAUGCAGCUCCACUGUGUGGCCUUGGGAGUCCCCAAGCCACAAAUCACCUGGGAGACGCCGGGAUACUCCCUGCUCUCAACGGCGACAGAAAGAAGGCCCCACAGAAGUGAGAUGCUUCCCCUACAAGGUACGCUGGUCAUUCAGAAUCUACGAGCCUCAGAUUCUGGCGUCUAUAAAUGCAGAGCACAGAACGUGCUUGGUGCCGAUUAUGCAACAACUUACAUCCAGGUCCUCUGACAGGAAGGGAGAAACUGAAUGGAACAAAAGCCAACAUCUGCAGACUUUAUUUUUUGGAAGAAGUUUAAUCAAAGGCAGCCAUAGGCAUGUAAAUGAAUCCGAAUACAUUUACAGUAUUAAAUUUACAAUGGACAUGCAGUGAGACUUGUAAAUAAAUGCACUGUGAACUGAUUCCGAGUUUCCAUGGAUUUCAAAGCAAACUCUUAACUUAAGGCACUUUGAUUUUGCCAACAAAUAAUAAAAAACAUUAAGAGAAAAUGAUCCGCUACAAAUUAACAAAUGGCGAAUGCACCUGAAUUUUCAGUAAAAAGACCUUUCUUCCGCUAACAGUUGCCAGCUGCCUUGUGUCUGUUUUCCACCAAUGUUACAAACAUCGCACACAGAAUGAAUGGAGACAACGUGAAAGAUUAGGUUUGCAGCCCGUGUUAAUCUCAAUGCACAAAUAUUUUGUCACUGGUUUACAAACAUUUUGAUAAAACCUACAGAAAACAA